Molecule: messenger RNA, 1981 nt
Organism: Oncorhynchus tshawytscha (Chinook salmon)
Lineage: Eukaryota; Metazoa; Chordata; Actinopteri; Salmoniformes; Salmonidae
Product: nucleolar and spindle associated protein 1
Exons: 12
Coding region: 186-1712 (508 amino acids)
Biological process (GO): regulation of DNA-templated transcription; mitotic chromosome condensation; establishment of mitotic spindle localization
Cellular component (GO): nucleolus; mitotic spindle; microtubule
Molecular function (GO): microtubule binding
Source: RefSeq, a predicted model, not a curated record
CUUCCGUGUACAUCCGCCAGCCAAUCAAAUGUCUUAUACUCCAGUUUUUUGAACCUGAGCAUUUUAACCGUCAGGCGCGACAAAAUAAAUUGUCUGUGAGUCGGAGCGGAUUAGAUAAAACGUGUUCAAGCGACAAACUAAAUUUGUUUUUGGUUUUUUUAGGUAAAACACGGAGAAGAAAAAAAAUGGAAUUGGAUUCCAUGAAGUAUGCCGAAUUACGCAGUCUUGCGAAGGAGAUUGGGCUCAAAACCUCAAAACUGAAGGCUGAUAAGCUUCUGAAGGUGCUCAAGGAGCAUUUCCAGCAGCAGGGAGAUGUUGCAGUGGAGGGAGAUGAGACUGGCAUCGCUGCACAGGAUGACAUCAACUCAACCCAGGAAGUCAACAGUUCUUCACAGGUUGACGAUGAGCCUUUCCUAAAACAACAAGCUCAGGAGUUUGUUACCAAACGUCGCGGUAGAGGGCGACCGAAGAAGAGGAAAGAGCCUGAAGAUGAGGAAGAGAUCUUUGAGAAGCUGGUUGAACCCAGAAUCGGCCAAGGGAGUGUUAAGAGAAGGAAAACGUCUGCCGCUAAGGAUUCUGGGGUGGCAGCACCAGUGGAGGAGUCACAGAAAACCAAUGUUCAGACACAGCCCGAACCUGGCCACAAAGAUGCAGCCCCAGCAGUGACUUUUGAGAGAGGAGAUGGACAGAAGGUGGUGAAGCCAGUAGGAAAGAUCCCUCGCCACGAGGGGCUCCUGAAGAGGACUAAGUCGAUGCUGAAGCCUACGACACCAAACUUCAGAAAGCUCCACGAGGCACAUUUCAAGAGGAUGGAGUCAAUCGAUUCGUACGUGGAAAGGAAGACCAAGCAAGUUGAUUUGUUCAGAAGUUCCGUGAAGGAACUGAAGGUUCUCUCCGAUAAGACUCUUUCUCACCCGACUGAAGGGAAAACCCCAGGGAUGUCGAGCUGUGCCUCCCUGUUCAGCCCAGCAUCCCAGAGACCUGCCACAGACCAACGCAGACAGACCCGAUUCUCAGGCAUCAAAUCUGCCACUGAUAAAAGUAGACACUCAGCCAGUAAGCCAGCUACAGACAAACGCAGACAGACCCGGGUCUCAGCCAUCAAAUCUGCCACUGAUAAAAGUAGACUCUCAGCCAGUAAGCCAGCUACAGACAAACGCAGACAGACCUGGGUCUCUGGCACCAACUCCCCUCAGGACACUGUUGUUCCAUUCAGACCCACAGUCCUGUCCACUUGCAGGAUCAAUGUUCGGUUCUCUCAGGCUACUCAGGAUAAUGAGCACAAGAGGUCCAUGGUCAAGACACCAGCGCGCGCGUCAACCCGUGUGGAGCUCGUCACUCCUGGGAAAGAGACUAAAGUUGUCGGGAAACGUGAAGUCAACAAGCCUUCUGUUUCCUCAGGAACAGCAUUUGUGUUCAAUGCAAACACCAGUGUUCUUUCUAACACUCCUGGAACCAACAAGGCCAACUUUGAUCUGAAGGCCAGUCUCUCUAAGCCUCUCACCUACAAGCCUCACAAGGGGAAGCUGAAGCCUUAUGGAGAGACCAAGGAGAACACAGCUGACCAGUCUCAGAUUGUUUUUUCACACCAGAAGAACUACAAACAGCACCCGGUUCAGACAAGGGAGGAAAGGAGGACAAAACAGACUGAAGACAGGAAGCAGAAGAAAGUGAACAUGCUUGGAGCCAGACGAGGCCUCGUCAUGACCUAAUUAUUGUCAUUCCCCCCCACUCUUCUGUAAAGAUUAGAGCCUGUUUUUACUGCGGCUGUCCUCUGUACUCUUCUAACCUGUUAUGAUUGUUCAAUUUUACUCUGUAGUUCCUCAAACAACUUCACUAUUACAAUGUUAUGUACUUUAUUGUUCACAUUAACAUGUUAAAUAUUUUGGUCAUCUGUAAUUCACAUGUUUUACAGUGCGUAUAAGGUGUUGUACUUUUUCCAGAAUUGUAAAUACAUGUAGUAAAUUUGGCAUUUCCUGAA